UGUAGCUCCGCCCACCGCCUGGGAGUGAUUGAACACCUACAGGAGCUUCUGUUUACACUCUGUGUCAUAGCUGUGUUUUCCUCUACAAAUUCCCACAGCCAAUUCCUCCCCUCAUUAUGGGGGACAAGGCAGGCACCCGGGUAUUCAAGAAGUCCAGUCCUAACUGCAAGCUUACAGUAUACCUGGGGAAAAGGGAUUUUGUGGAUCAUCUUGAUCAUGUAGACCCUGUUGAUGGUGUGAUCCUGAUCGAACCCGAAUAUCUCAAAGAAAGAAAAGUGUUUGUGACUUUAACCUGUGCUUUCCGGUAUGGCCGCGAGGACCUUGAUGUUUUAGGGCUCUCCUUCCGGAAAGACCUUUACAUCUUCACUUUUCAAGCCUAUCCUCCUAUUCCAGAGGAAUCCAAGCCCCACAGCCGUCUACAGGAGAGACUUUUGAAGAAACUGGGCCAAAAUGCCUAUCCUUUCCAUUUCACUAUACCUCAAAACUUGCCAUGUUCAGUUACCCUGCAGCCCGGGCCUGAGGACACAGGAAAGGCCUGUGGGGUGGAUUUUGAGAUCAGGGCUUUCUGUGCCAAAUCGAUGGAAGACAAGAAUCACAAAAGGAAUUCAGUGCGACUAGUGAUUCGUAAAGUCCAGUACGCCCCUGAGAAAACCGGCCCACAGCCGAUGGUGGAGACUACGAGGAGUUUCCUCAUGUCAGACCGGUCUUUACACCUAGAGGCUUCGUUAGAUAAAGAGCUGUAUUACCAUGGAGAACCCAUCAGUGUUAACGUCCAUGUUACCAAUAAUUCAACCAAGACUGUCAAGAGGGUUAAAAUAUCAGUACGACAGUAUGCUGAUAUCUGUCUCUUCAGUACAGCACAGUACAAAUGUCCAGUGGCUCAUAUAGAGGCAGAUGAUCAAGUGGCAUCCAGCUCUACAUUCUGUAAAGUGUACACACUCACACCCACUCUCAACAACAAUCGAGAGAAGAGAGGGUUGGCGCUGGAUGGAAAACUCAAACACGAGGACACCAACCUGGCGUCCAGUACUAUAGUGAAGGAUGUGAGUAAUAAGGAAGUUCUGGGUGUCCUGGUGUCCUAUCGGGUCAAAGUCAAACUGGUGGUCUCCCGUGGAGGGCUUUUAAGCAGCUUGCUGGAGAGGGAUGUUUCCGUGGAACUGCCUUUUGUCUUAAUGCAUCCAAAACCUACAGACUACACCCCUUUCCAGUCAAACUCUGCUGCUCCAAUGUUGGAUCCACCGAUUGACACCAACUUGAUAGUGUUUGACACAAACAGUUUAACCCCAGAUGACGACAUCGUAUUUGAGGACUUUGCUCGCUUGCGGUUAAAGGGAAUAAUCGACAAGGAGGAGGACUGCUGAAUUUUUAUCAUCUCAUUCACCAAGUAUCUCUGGUCUCCCUAAGGGUGUAACAUAUAAAUAAUUAUUUUAAUCUCAUAGCGAUUCAAGCAGUAUUUGGACAUUUAAUUGGAGGGGAAGAAAGGUUAAUGACUUAUUAAUAUAACUGUCUAAAGCUAAGGAGGGGAUUCCAGGGAAUGUCAUACCUUUUUGAAUAGGCAUGUGAUAAUUAUACUCUAUUGUGCCAACUGUUAUGUUAUGAACAGCAAGCCAAUCUGUAAAGAUGGCUAAAUUGCUCCAUAUUUAUUCCUUUCACAAAAGACCGUCUUGAUUUUUCCUGUGAUCUGUGUACAAUAAUAACCCCCUGCGCAUUACACAAAGAUGGACACGGGCCAUGCAUGUCUCUCUGUGCUGCUGUGAGGAUCAUAUGCGAUUGAGCAAAUAUUGUCUUUCUGCAGGUUGUACAUAUAUGAAAGCGCUGCUUUUAAUUUGUUGGGCUACUGCAUUUAGUAAAAAAAAGAAACAGGUAAUGGAUGUAUAGAGAUUUAACAUCCCUCAGGAGUAAGGAAAUUUGUUGUUUUAACAGUUUUCAUAAUCACAGGAGACACUGUUUGCCAUUUUCUUUUAAAUCUGUUUUUUAUUUAAUUUUUUUUAAUAAAACAAAUAAAA
This is a messenger RNA of Pimephales promelas (fathead minnow), 2006 nucleotides long. RefSeq names its product arrestin, beta 2a (gene arrb2a). Lineage: Eukaryota; Metazoa; Chordata; Actinopteri; Cypriniformes; Leuciscidae. The record is from RefSeq and is a predicted model, not a curated record. Gene Ontology annotation, molecular function: angiotensin receptor binding. Gene Ontology annotation, cellular component: cytoplasm. Gene Ontology annotation, biological process: signal transduction; G protein-coupled receptor internalization; positive regulation of ERK1 and ERK2 cascade.